AUGCACAUUUCAAUCUCUCGUUAUUUCAUACUACUGAGUAGUAUUAUUUGUUAUAUGGUCACCAAAAGUUAUGCAAUCGAAUGUUUAAAUCAUUGGAUCUCAUCUAUCCAACCUAUUGCCUUCUCCUUGAAUCCAUGCUUCACAUGUAAAUAUUCUACAUUCCAAAGAUCUAUGCAUAUUAAAUGGGAAUGUGAACGUGAAUACAACUUGAAAAUCAAUGGUACUGUUGGAUCCAUUCCGUUGGAAGAAGUAUCGAAUAUUGAAUUGAGAAAAUUAGGAAAAAGAGAAAAUACUUCUUAUUCAAAUGCUAUUUUAUCGGUUGGAUAUAUGACUAGUCAAGGUUGGACAAGUAUACAACUUCAACUUCAAUUGAUUGCACACCCUCCAGCUGAUAUUGAAACAAAACCUCAUCUUCAUUUCCAACCAGUUUUAGAUGACAAUGAAAUAUCAGUUAACUACUUCCAUUUAUUUUGGUAUUCAGGCAGGCAAACAGAAUUCACUAUCUUAAUUUAUAAUCUUACUCAUAUAAUUCAGCAUCAAACCCAUAGUACAUCUAUCUGUUUAAAAGAUCUAACUGAAGGAACAAAAUAUAAAUUCUGCAUUAUAGAAGCAUCUUAUGCAUGCAGAAGUUCAUCUUGGAAUUGUAUAAUUAAAACAAUCCCUAUACUUAGAAAGCAUUUCUCUAUUUCAUCAUUCUCAUUGUUGGCUAAAAAUUCAUCUGAAUCACAGUCUAUAUCAAUGAGAAGUAGAAAUCUUCGUAUCAAUAGUUGGGGUAGUGAUUGGAUACAAAUUUCAUGGUCACCAUUAUCGCAUAUAUCAUUUUGGAGAGUAAAUGAUCUACCUUUGGCUUAUUUAAUUACUGCUGUUUCAAAGUCAAGAAGUACUAACUGUUAUGAUCGAAUCUACAGUAUUCAAGCACCGUGGGCGCAUGAUUUCAAUUCAAAUUUAGCUUCUUCUGUGAAUGAAAUACAUCAUGAUAUUGCUUCACAGUGUUCACUCAAUGAAAUAUAUAAAAAAAUAAAUAUUUUAGGAAAUAUUUGGCCAGAAUGGAAUACUUUUAUAAAUUAUCAAAAUGGUAUUGAUGAAUUAGGUUCAGUAAUGAAUGAAUUUAUCGUCAAUUUGGAACAUCUUACACCUCAUGAAGAGUAUACAAUAAAACUGCAACCGAUUUUUGAAAAGUAUAAUGGUGUUAUUGAAACUGUUGUGGCUGAAAAAUUGAAUCCAUUGUCAGACUGUAAAUUAAGUCUUGAUGAAACAAAUCAAAAUGAAAUCACUAUUCAUUGGAUCCUACCAUCUUUGCUGAAAACAAAGUUGUCAGAUAACAAUAAUCCUCUAGUGUACAUAAUUCAAAUUUCUCAUAUUGGUAGACCAGAAAAGAAACUGGAAGAGACAUGCUUCAUGCCUGGUUGCCAAGACGAUAGGUCGUCAACCACUUUAAAUUUCUUACCUCAAAUGAUUUAUGAAACUCAACGCUUAAACUGUUACACAACUGAAAUACCUUUCAAACAGAAUUCAAGUUUCACUAUACCUUGUAAACUAUUGCCGUGUAAAGUGUAUGAGAUUUCUGUGAGUAUUCUACACCAAUAUACAAUUAUGAAAGAAUUUCAAUGUAAACGUCGUUUCAUGAAAAAUGCAUCACCUGCUGAAUCACCAAAAAAUGUUUAUGGCAUAGCUUUAGCUCAAAACGUGUUAUUUUUUGAAAUGGAUCAACCGAAAAUGCCAACAACCUACCAAUGCGGAGCAUUGGCUUACAUAGUGUCAGUUCGUACAGAUGAAAAAUUUGUAAAUGUUUGGCGAUACAAUUAUACUUUGAUAACGGUGAAUGAUUUACUGAUCAACCAAAAUUCUAUUGUACAUGGACAUCAAAACUUGUCAUCACGUCUCCAUUUUCUGAUAAAUAAUCCGUACCCUGCAAUGCAGCAUCUCUAUGUUCGGAUUCAAACUAUUCCAUUCAGUGGAAGGAAUUGGAUUGAAUUACGAAUUUCACUACCUGUUUCAAAUUGUUACUUAGACUGUGUUUGGCCAAACCAAUCACCAUAUUAUCAAGUAUCUCAAGGGAUCAACGUUUAUUCAGGUCAUCAUAUAAGUUCCAUAAUCACUCAUAGGCUUAAGAAUAGUUUUGCUUUUACAAAUUGUCCAAUGAUUCAGUCUACUGUUGGUAGUCAUCAUCCCAGAGUUUGUCAAUUCAGUGAAUUCUCCCAAUUAUCUGAAUAUGCAGUGUGUCGUGAUGACAGUUCAUCUGUAAAAAUGUGCUUCGUUCCUACAUGUGAUAAAAUGGCUCCAAUUUCGUGUAUAACUGUUGAACAUUCAAUCUUCAGUAAUUCAUCAGUUAUUCAAAUUGAAUGGAAACCCCCAGAAUUACUUCAGAGUAGUUAUCUCUUGUCAAAUUUUCAAAGUAACCAAUUGGAAGCUGAUUCAUAUUUAAUUAUUUUAUAUAGACUAAAUGAAAUGAAUAAGAAAUAUCGAAUAUGUGCUCAGUAUAAAUUUCUCGUUAUAUCAAAUGAUAUUUAUGAGAAUUGGAAAAAAUAUUUCCAUGAUUUAAUAAUUCAAUCGUUAAUAUAUUCAUGUCUUGGACAAACAAUUCAUUCAUUCACUUCAACAGAACAAAAUACUAUUAUCAUUUUUGAAAAUCUUUUACCAAGUACACAAUAUGAAAUCAGUAUAAUAUCAUUUAAUAAAUUUGGUAAUGCUGGAAGUGAAUGGUCUGAAGAAAUAGCUACAUCUGUUGCAAUCCCAUGUGAACCAGAAGAGUUAAUCAUUUACAAGAUUGAAUCACAUGCUAUUUCAGUGAAAUGGUCAUUGAAAAAAAGUGUUUAUUGUGGAAAUCCUUCACGUGUUAUCCUAUACUAUAAACUGGUUAAAUUGAAUAGUAACAAUGAAGAAUGGUCAUUUAUUGAUACAGAAUAUUUAUUAGAGCAUAUAAGAAUUUCAUCACUUCUUCCAUGUCAAACAUAUUGUGUUAAAGUGAGAUUUAUCAAUGUUGCUGGUAAUGGAAAAUUAUCAAAUAUUGUCUGUAAUACAACUAAACGAUCAGCUUUCACAAAUAUACCAGUUUUAACGUCUGAGGUGAUAGAUAUGGAUAAGUCAGUUACCUAUGGAAAACUUGGUCAAAUUAUGUUAUAUCUAAGGAUUGAGAUGAAUUAUACAAAUUACUGUUCAAUAUUAUAUGAGUUUCAUAUAAGUAUAUAUCAUGAUGAUAAAAAUACUUCAGUGAUUGUUUCGCCUAAUUCUGAAGUUUACUUCAGAAAAAAUAUUCAACAAGGACUUUUAUAUCAAGUACGCGGAAGAGUACGUUCCAAUGAAUCAGUCUAUUCUCCAACACUACGUGAUGAAAUGAACAUGUUUAAAUUCAGUCAGUGGACUCCAUUAAAUUUGGUAUAUGUUAAUAUGUCUCACUUUGAUGUUGUCAACUUCACUGUAACUGCAGAAAGACCAACUGAAACACCAAGACAACCUGGUGGUUACUACUAUUCAUGCUCACCUACUAUAACCAAACAAAUUGAUCACUCACUAUCACAAUCCACCUACAAGAAUUCAGAUGUCAAAUUUUUAAACAAAAAUCUAUUGGACAAGAAUAGUUAUUGCUUCGACUUAAGUUGGAAUAUUAUCGGUUCCCUUGAAGGUUUAGUAGGCUUCGCUAUUCAAUUCUUUCUACCUGUUGAACAAAAUUCAUUGAAAAGUCGAAGCUUAGUUGAAGAUGGUAAUCAUUAUGAUUUCCCAUGGGUUAAAAUUGCACGUGAUCAAUCGACAACAGAAAUUCAACAAUGUAUACAGUUUGUUUGGUUACCUUGCCUUCGAUGUUUGAAAAACUACUCGAUUAAAAAUGCUCAUCCUCGUGUUUUGAAAAAGUUAGAAAAGCUGAUAAAUGUUUGUCAAACUAAUAAACCUCAUCAUUCUACACAAUAUCAGAUUUCUGCUAUUCAUAAUAUAUCGGUAGAUUUAUCUCAUCAUAUUAAUAACAACUAUCCAACUGAAGGUUAUAACUUAAUAUCGAAUGUAAAGGAACUGGAAACACGAUUAAACUCCCUACAAAUCGAUAAUUCUAACCAUAUUACAUUGAAUCAAACAGUCUACAGAUUUCAGUAUCAUAUUACACCAAUAAUAGACAUACUUUCAUCGUCUACCUCAACAUCUUCAAUACUUAGAAAACGUAUCUCACGUUUAUCUUCCUCAAAGAUAUCAUUAACUCCUUCUAAACUAGCUGGCAAUGAGCCAAAGAAUAUUGGUUAUGUAAUUUUGUAUUCGGUCACUGCAAACGAUGUUAUUUAUAAGGUAACAAGAAAAUGGCAAUUGAAUGAAAAUACUUUAUCUUCAAGUUUAACUGGUGUCACUUCGAUGAUUCUUAUUUUUAGUAGUAUUGUCUUAAUUCUAUUACUUACUGGAUUCAUACUGUUCAUUAUUUUGAACAGACGACAUGCUAACAAUCAUAAACAAUUUAUUGAAAUUCAAAGAGUUGAUUAUCGUGAAGAUGAUGACGCUGUUGGAUAUGAACUACAUGAAGAAUACAAGCUGCCAAUCAUUCCUUUGAAAAUCCCACGGCAACCGGAUCCAAUUGCUGUUCAUGACUUCGUAACUUGGUUCGAAAAAAAUUCAAUCUCUCGAAGCAAUACUUUACGAGAAGAAUUUAAGUUAUUGGAUAUUUACUCAUAUAAACAAGAACAAGCCAAACAUUUAACAUGCCUAAUUGGUCAACGUCCUGAGAAUCGAUUACGCAAUAGGUAUCGUAAUCUUCUACCAUUUGAUGGGAAUUAUGUGCAACUAGAAAAUGCGAUAACUUUAUCAGAAUCUGAGCACACUCUUCCAUUGAGUCGAUCAACAGAAUGUCUGUAUGAUGAAGAUGAUGAUGAUGCUAACAAUAAGAAGGUUACUAAUGACAAGAUUAUUGAUGCAUUACCGAACAUAGGUAAAGAACAAUGGAUCACAUCAAAUUAUAUGAAUGCAAGUUGGAUACCAAGUAAGAUACCUGGGAUUUCAUUUACACUAUUUAUUUUGGCAAAUGAUUUGGGAUCAUCAUGUUACUUUAAUUGUUACACUUACCAGAUGUGUAGAGACGGUAAAGAGAAAUGUUCCAUGUACUGGCCUAGUGAUGAUCAGUUGUCUGGGUCAAAAGAACAAUCAUAUCAAAGUGGACGUACAGUUUAUUUUGGUCGAUUUAAAAUACAUCUGAUUUCAGAAUUCAAUUAUUCCGUGUACACACGCAGAAAACUACGAAUUCAUGAUCGUAAAACAUCGCAGGAUGAAUCCCGGGAUAUUAUUCAUUUGCAUAUGCUUAAAUGGCCUGACUUCUCAACUCCAACCACCGAGGAUUUUAUAACCUUUCUUUAUGCUUAUUGGACCGAAAGACGAAUUUUAGGUGGAGAAUCUCCAGUCCUUGUACACUGCAGUGCUGGUAUAGGACGAACUGGUACAUUUAUUUGUCUGGAUCAAUUAUGCCAACAAGUUCGUUAUUUGUUACAAGUUACAAGUUGUCGACCUUCUAUAACAAAAGUCAAUAAAAAGAAUGAGCCUGUUUACAUAAAUUUAGACAGUGAAGAAGAAGAAGGAGAUGGAGAUGGGAAUGGAAAUGGAAAUGGUUACGGGGAAGAGGGUGAUGAGGCACAUCAGAGUGAAGCAUCGAAAAUCGAUGAACAAUGUGAAAUCAAAAACUUAGUAAAUGGAAGUAAAAAUAAAGAUCAAAUGAACCAGGAUAAAGAUAUAAGUAAUCAUGAUUUUCUUCUAAAUGGAACAUUAAACACAGAAUUAAAAUCAUUGAUGAACAAUAUCAUAACUACAAUAAUGAUUAUAGAAUAA
This is a messenger RNA of Heterobilharzia americana, 5790 nucleotides long. The record is from the annotation of a GenBank genome assembly. Lineage: Eukaryota; Metazoa; Platyhelminthes; Trematoda; Strigeidida; Schistosomatidae.